Molecule: messenger RNA, 2156 nt
Organism: Cadophora gregata
Lineage: Eukaryota; Fungi; Ascomycota; Leotiomycetes; Helotiales; Ploettnerulaceae
Exons: 3
Coding region: 55-1914 (619 amino acids)
Biological process (GO): SRP-dependent cotranslational protein targeting to membrane
Cellular component (GO): signal recognition particle, endoplasmic reticulum targeting
Molecular function (GO): endoplasmic reticulum signal sequence receptor activity; signal recognition particle binding; 7S RNA binding
Source: RefSeq, a predicted model, not a curated record
AUUGAUCUGAAGGGUGCUGGCGAUUUGAACAACACCUCACCUCCACAACCACAGAUGGAGGUCACCAAAUUCGUCGCAUCCGGGCGCGAGAAGGCGAAGCUUGAGGGUGACUAUGCAUCGUAUCGAAAAGGCUUGUCAAACCGGAUCCAUAAUCUACGAACGAAGCUUGGGACCGCACAGAAACCCCGCGGGAAGUACGAUUCCAGCAAGGCGACAGUGUCAGUUGAGGACAUUGCGCGCAACAAGGAGUUCGUCCGUCUCUUGUUACUUACCUCUGAGCGAGCAUGGGCACAUGCGAUGUCCAUGAGGGAGAUCCAUUCCACAGAGAAGAAAGGCAUCACGGGCUCGACUCGCACACAUAUCAUUUCCCGUCUACACAAAGCUACCAUAUACGCGAAUCAUCUGUUCCAACUUCUUGCCGACCAAGCGACAUCCGGAGCAGUCGACGAGGAUGUUUUGGAAGCACGUGCAUAUGCAGCUUCCCUCUCCGGAGCAACUGCAUUCGAGAAGCAGAACUGGGAGCCUUGUGUGAAGAGCUACUCGGAAGCUAGGAUCAUAUACAGCGCGCUAGCUACAUCUACGACGAACGAUGUCUUCAGGGAUCUACUGACGGACCCCAUUGAUCCAAGUAUACGCUAUGGAGCAUACCAGAUGCGACUACCACGAACCGUUGCCAUUGAAGCUAUAGCACGGAAAUACUUCCCAACCUCUGAUGACAAACUAGUCUCCCAAGUCGAGAAGUUAGAUCCCGAUGUCCUGAGUGAAAGACCAACAAGAGCGAAGGCAACGACUGCAGAAACCGGUACCAUUCCCAAGACCAUAACUUGGAGGUCGCGAACAGUGGAUUUGGAGGAUGCUGCCAUUGCAACUGCCUUGGCUUCCGUGAAUAGUGCAGCUCAGAAGUUGGAAGAGACACUGGCAUCUGUUACAGCUGCACAGGCGAGAGAAAGAGCGUCUGCAUAUGACGAGAUUCUCAUCGCAAGUCAAGACACUGUAGAUGCCACGAAGCAUGCUAUUGACGAACUAGCAGGAGAAGGGGUUGGCCAAGGUGAUAGACGGAUGCAGAGCCUACAAAUUACUCGGACAGCGGUUAGCUACGACAUGGUCAGCUGGCGAAUAGGACGAAAUAGAGUAUUGGUUGGACAGCAAGACGGAGCAGUGGUCGAAAGUACACCAGUACAGCAAGGAAAGAAAAAGACUAAGAAACCAGUUCAGGAAGAAGGAACAGGCCGCAAGCUUGCACACCUGCGCGAGAAAGCGGUCCUCUAUGAUUCCAUCUUGCAGAGUCUGGAUUCGAUCAAGGAACUGCCUGGAGUAGCUGCAGAUACAGAAUUUCUGAGAGAGCUCGAUGGAAAGUAUAGCUACUUCUCAGCUUUGAAAUGCCUCACGAUAGCCCGCUCACACGCUUUACUCUCGAAUCCCAAGAACGCCUUGGCUCUUCUCGCCCGCGCCUCGGAAAAGUGCAAUGCUGCGUACUCACAGCUCGAAUUCACCAUGGACACAACGGACUCCUCACCGCCAAACAUUACUAUCUCUCCAAGCGAAGUUCAAUGCUUGAACAGCCUUCUAGACGGCGAGCUGCAACACUACCGUGCCCUCGUCGAACUAUCCAAUCUCAAUGAAAGCACGAUCAAGUCUGAGGAGCAAGCCAGUCGCCGACCUCUGGUUGAGAAGCUCCACGAAUUUCCAGUAAAGGACGUGGACUUUGAGAAUCUCGUGACGUACCCGCCAAAACUCGAGCCUAUCCCUGUAAAGCCGCUGUUCUUUGAUGCGGCGUGGAAUUAUAUCGAGUAUCCAGGAAGAGAGAUUCAGGAUAAGGUCGAGAGCAACUCUGUACCGGAGCCGUUCAUCAAGGGUCAAACGACUGAACAGGCUCCGCAGCAGAAGAAAGGAUGGUUUGGUUUCGGCAGAUAGUCUCGGAAUCAUACUACAUGUUGCUGAUAUCAACUGGCUUUUUGCAUCUUAGGAGCCGUGACAUGUACUGAAAAUCAUCCAUGGCAGCAAAAUACUAUAGUAAAUUGCUAUAGAGCAGGACAAUUGGCAUAAGUCAUGAAUUGCAGCUAAUUCAUCGCAUUUAACUCCAUCGCCUACGAUUUUGUGGCAACAUUAUGUACAAACUGCUCAAGCUCUAAAGAAUAAACUAGAAGAACAACAUA